Molecule: messenger RNA, 2185 nt
Organism: Panicum hallii
Lineage: Eukaryota; Viridiplantae; Streptophyta; Magnoliopsida; Poales; Poaceae
Exons: 8
Coding region: 92-2107 (671 amino acids)
Source: RefSeq, a predicted model, not a curated record
CCUGUCUCGCGCGUCGCCCGCCGCUCCGCGUGCGUCCAGGCUCCAGAGAGUUCAAGAGCCCAGGCGACCCCCUUCGGCGCGCAGCUGGCAGAUGGCAGGGCCGGGCGGCGCAGCCUCCGCCCGGCGUGAGGGCGCCACCGCGCCAGGCAAGAACGGCGCACCACCGGCCGCCGCUGCACUCUCUGGCGCACUCAGGAGGCUGGCGCUCGCUCUGCUCGUGUUCUUCUCGGCGCUGCUGUACGGUCAGAUUCAGCCGCCGCCGUCCAAGAUCCCCGGCGCGCCGGGCGGGCCUCCGGUCACGGCGCCCAGGAUGAGGCUCAGGGACGGCAGGCACCUGGCGUACCUGGAAUCCGGCGUCCCCAAGGAGGAGGCCAAGUACAAGAUCAUCUUUGUCCAUGGCUUCGACUGCUGCAGAUACGACGUGCUGAAUGUCUCCCAGGGGCUGUUUCAGGAUCUGGGAAUCUACCUGCUGUCCUUCGACCGGCCCGGGUACGCCGAGAGCGACGCCCACCCGGCCCGGACGGAGAAGAGCAUCGCCCUCGACAUCGAGGAGCUGGCCGACAACCUCCAGCUGGGGCCCAAGUUCCAUCUCAUCGGCUUCUCCAUGGGCGGCGAGAUCAUGUGGAGCUGCCUCAAAUACAUCCCGCACAGGCUCGCCGGUGUGGCGAUCCUCGCCCCGGUCGGCAACUACUGGUGGUCCGGCUUCCCGCCGGAGGUGUUCGAGGAGGCCUGGUACGUGCAGUUCCCGCAGGACCGACGCGCGGUCUGGGUCGCCCACCACCUGCCGUGGCUGACGCACUGGUGGAACACGCAGAACCUGUUCCCCAGCUCCAGCGUCAAGGGCAAGAACCCCAUCAUCCUAUCCAAGGAGGACCUGCCCCUGUCCCAGAAGUUCAUCGACCGAACCUACAAGGAGCAGGUCCGGCAGCUGGGGGAGCACGACUCACUGCACCGCGACAUGAUGGUCGGGUUCGGGAAGUGGAGCUGGAGCCCCCUGGAGAUGGAGAACCCGUUCGCCGGCGCCGGGGACGGCGAGGUGAAGGUGCACCUGUGGCACGGCGUCGAAGACCUCUUCGUGCCGGUCCAGCUGUCGCGGUACAUCAGCAAGAGGCUCCCUUGGGUCAUCUACCAUGAGGGCCCUCCGGUCACGGCAACCAGAACAAGGCUCAGUGACGGCAGGUACCUGGCCUACCUGGAAUCCGGCGUCCCGAAGGAGGCGGCCAAGUACAAGAUCAUCUUUGUCCAUGGAUUCGACUCCUGCAGAUACGACGCGCUCCCAAUUUCCACGGCAUGUUUUGAGCUGGCACAGGAGCUGGGCAUCUACCUGCUGUCCUUCGACCGGCCCGGGUACGCCGAGAGCGACCCGCACCCGGCCCGGACGGAGAAGAGCUCGGCCCUCGACAUCGCAGAGCUCGCCGACAACCUGCAGCUGGGCCCCAAGUUCUACCUCGCCGGCUUCUCCAUGGGCGGCGAGAUCAUGUGGAGCUGCCUCAAGUACAUCCCGCACAGGCUCUCCGGCGUGGCCAUCCUCGGCCCCGUGGGCAACUACUGGUGGCCCGGGCUGCCGGCGAACGUGUCGCGGGACGCCUGGUACCAGCAGCUCCCGCAGGACCGGUGGGCGGUCUGGGUCGCCCACCACCUGCCGUGGCUGACCUACUGGUGGAACAGCCAGAAGCUCUUCCCGGCCUCCAGCGUCAUCGCCUACAACCCCGCCCUCCUGUCCGAGGAGGACAAGCUGGUCAUCCCAAAGUUCGCCCACAGAUCCUACAUGCCGCAGAUCCGGCAGCAGGGUGAGCACGAGUGCCUGCACCGGGACAUGAUGGUCGGGUUCGGGAGGUGGAGCUGGAGCCCGCUGCAGCUGGAGGACCCGUUCGCCGGCGGGCGGGGGAAGGUGCACCUGUGGCACGGCGCCGAGGACCUGAUCGUGCCAGUCAGCCUGUCGAGGCACAUCAGCGGGAAGCUGCCGUGGGUCGUGUACCACGAGCUCCCAACGUCGGGGCACCUCUUCCCGAUCGCCGACGGGAUGGCCGACGCCAUCGCCAGGUCCCUGCUGCUCGGGGACGACGACGGUCCGCGACCGGCCUGGGGCCCUGCUCGUGUGCGCUGAAUAAGGCCUCAAUGUAAGAACUUCGUGAGAAACAACGUUGUUUCAUUUUGGCGGCCGAUUACGGCCCAUAGAACGUUU